Molecule: messenger RNA, 324 nt
Organism: Fraxinus pennsylvanica
Lineage: Eukaryota; Viridiplantae; Streptophyta; Magnoliopsida; Lamiales; Oleaceae
Source: the annotation of a GenBank genome assembly
AUGGGCAGUGUAGCUUCACCUAACAUCUCCAAUUCUACAGCCGCUAGUUCCUCUGCCGCUAGUUCCUCUGCCAGAGCUGGUGGAGCACCUACUGCUUUGAGCUUCAAUUACCCGAACAUGCCCACCAGUGAAACCCCAUACUUGGCAAUCUUGCAGAAUAAUGCAUACACUUUUCCCCAUACAUGCUUUAUGAAGUUGCAGGAUUUUCUCAAAUCUCCGAGAUGGAAAUGUUGUACAAGACUUGUAGUGGAAAUAAUGUUGGAGGGGCUGGAUAUGAGGAAAAUAGAGAUAGUGCAUUUUCUUCACUUGCCAAUUCUAUCAUAA